UAAUUGUUUAAUGUAAAAUUACGUCAUAAGUUGCGCGUACCUGUUCCUGGUAACGGGUGGGCGAGGUUACCAAGCUUGAUAAACCGCUCAGUGAGAUUAUUGCGUACUUUGAGAGAAGUAAAAUGGCUUCCUUUUGAGUUAUUACCCAACCGAAUCACGAUUUUAAAGCAGGUUAACCUCACCAAAGUUCAUGACUCGACAGUUUACUGUAUAUCCUAUGAAAGUUUGCCUAUCGGUUCAUGUUUUAGCGACGUUUUUGGCGCUAUAGAUACGAGUUUUGACCCGAAACAUUUUGCUAAUAUUGAGUACCGAUUGAUGACUUGAAUGGGUGCAUUCCUUGACAAACCGAAGAUAGAAAAACGUACAAACUCUGGCAGAGGUAAUGGAUUGCGAUAUGCUACCUCGGCAAUGCAGGGUUGGCGUGUUGAGAUGGAGGACGCCGACACUGCAAGAAUAGGACUGCCGAACGGGUUUGACUCAUGGUCGUUUUUCGGAGUUUUUGAUGGGCAUGCUGGAGCUUAUGUCAGCAAAUACUGUUCAGAGCAUCUUCUCGAUGCUAUCGUUGGGAGCGAGAUUUUUAGAAAGGCGGCCGAAAAAUCACAAGCGAACGGCAAACAGCCGUCCGACGACCACACGGAACUCGCCAGAGAGGCUGUGCGGACGUCGUUUAUCGAGUUGGACAAGAACAUACGAAACAUUAUAGACGAAGGGGAGAAAAGUGGUUCGACCGCUGUUGUCGUUCUCGUCUCACAAUCGCAUGUGUACUUUGGCAAUUGUGGCGACUCGCGAGCAAUUUACUGCCGAGAUGGAAAGCAGGCGUUUGCAACUGCCGAUCACAAGCCUGUAAAUCCCGAGGAGAAGAGCCGAAUCGAAAAGGCGGGAGGAAGUGUUAUGAUUCAACGAAUAAAUGGCUCGCUCGCCGUUUCGCGAGCACUUGGCGAUUUUGAAUACAAAAUGGAGUCGAAUUUAUCCGCCACGGAACAGCUUGUUUCCCCCGAGCCGGAGGUUUCUUGCUUAAGACGCGAAAACGGCGACGAGUUCUUGCUGUUGGCUUGUGAUGGAGUCUGGGAUGUUAUGACCAACGACGAAGUUAUUGGUUUUAUCCGAGCGAAAAUGAUGAUUUCCGAUGAUCUAGUUUUUGUUUGCAACGAACUCAUGGAUACGUGCCUCGCUAAAGGCAGUCGCGAUAACAUGAGUGUCAUACUUGUUGCGUUUCCCAGUGCACCAACGCCUUGUCCGACAGCCAUUGAAAAGGAAAAGCAAUUAAACAAACACUUAGAAGAGCGUGUAAAAGACAUUUCCUCAAAAUGUGAUCCAGAUGAACUUGACCUAACACAUGUCAUGCAGACCCUGGCAAAUGAGACGAUCGAAGGACUCCCUCCUGGCGGAGGUCUUUCGUCAAAGAAAAACUUAAUAGAAGAAACAUUAAACCAAGUGAAAGGAGAACAAGGUUUAAAAAGUGAAACAUGAACAUUUCCUCCCAAUUUUAUUUUCACCCCACUAAAGACAGGAAUGGCAUGUUUUGAAACCCUGGUGAAAAUCAAAAGAAACAUUAUUCGUUAGUGUUGAUUUGUAUUAGCUGUUGAUGAUGGUUUGAAUCUGUUGGCGAGCAGUACAUUAGCAUCUUGCAUCCUUUCUAAUUACAACAAGGAGAUAUAGCGAGCAGUAUGUCAUGCGUACAACAAGGGAAUUCCUAGAAUUACUCUCCCAAGUCUUUUUCCCAAGUACUCUGCUACAAACUUACAAAGCACAUGUGGUCAUUAUUGAGAUAUGGAGCCCAUCAAUAUACCCAAAUAUAGGUAAUCUGUGCCCCAGGAUUGGGGCUGAUGUCAGCAUUAUUUGUAGCAGUCUUGCUGAUGUCAGCAUUAUGGUGACAUCAGCAUUCAUGGUUACAUCAAUAUUUAGAUAAGACACAAUUUAAUUCCGUCAUGAUUUAGUUGAGAAAAUGAUUUGUGAUUCGGCAGAAAACUAUCCUAAAACAUUUGCUAAAAUUUUUUUGCUGUCGCAUAUAAUUUGAAACACAUUUGAUUUUUUAAGAACACUUAUUACUGAAAUUAAAUUGCUCAGUAGUUGCCACAGCACUAUUUACACAACUGGUGUAUAAGUUUUUUUGUAGUCCUUAUCAUUCUAACAUGUUCUUUUUAGUGCUUCAACAACGCACUUUGCAAAUUUCAACAAACCUAGCAAUACGUCAUGUUACGCACGAUGUAGCGUAUAGUAGAGUAACACAGGAGUGACAGGACUUCGCAAGAAACAUGGGGCAGUUAACGUUUUUAUGCCGGGGGAGUUUCGUUUGUAGAACUUGUUGUUCGUGUGCCAUAUUACAUCGCUAUUUUUCUGGUAAAAAUUGUAGAAAUUAUUUAUACCAAACUACGCUGCUAAUAUAUCUCUCGCUAGCCUGUUUACAGAAAAUAAAUUCAUUGCCUUGUCGUAGCGAGUUUGUUGUGGUCAAAACUUUCUUUGGUGGUAACUGACUAGUUAAAAUUAAAUUAUGCACAUUUGAAAAUAAGAUAUCGAAUGUUUGGAAC
Messenger RNA from Dendronephthya gigantea, 2528 nucleotides. Its product is annotated as protein phosphatase 1A-like. Bases 325 to 1470 code for a protein of 381 amino acids. Gene Ontology annotation, molecular function: magnesium ion binding; manganese ion binding; protein serine/threonine phosphatase activity. NCBI's taxonomy places the organism in Eukaryota, Metazoa, Cnidaria, Anthozoa, Malacalcyonacea, Nephtheidae. Gene Ontology annotation, cellular component: cytosol; nucleus. The transcript has 6 exons. The record is from RefSeq and is a predicted model, not a curated record. Gene Ontology annotation, biological process: protein dephosphorylation.